Acanthaster planci (crown-of-thorns starfish) is the source of this 6203-nucleotide messenger RNA. RefSeq lists its product as uncharacterized. Gene Ontology annotation, biological process: positive regulation of transcription by RNA polymerase II. The record is from RefSeq and is a predicted model, not a curated record. NCBI's taxonomy places the organism in Eukaryota, Metazoa, Echinodermata, Asteroidea, Valvatida, Acanthasteridae. Gene Ontology annotation, cellular component: NSL complex.
UUGUGCUAGUGUUGGAUGCAGCAUGCAUAGAGUAGCAAGGACUGAUGCAGGUGUAUCGAUUCUGUAUUCUGUAAAUAUUCUGCAAUUUGAGAAGAUCAUGCGUACAAAUAUCGAAGUGUUUUAGCCCAUUUGUACGUAGUAAAGUAAAUUGUUCAAACAACAGCAUCACUGAUCCCAGCCUGCGGGCACGCACCAUGUCAUCCUUCCUGUACCAAUUGUCUGCAAGAGACCGGGAGCUAGACCUUGUCCACCUGGAUCACUGCUACUCCAAGUCAUGGAGUGCACACCCCGACGCCAGCCACGCCAAGCCAGCCCGGUUGCUGUUUGUCCCAAGGACCCUCCGACUUCGCCAGGACAGACAAAACAUUGUUGAACCAGAUGUACCAAUUGAAGUGGUCACACCUUCUCCGUCAAACACCUUGCCGUACGACAGUGGGAGGGCUCACUCUGUCAUGAACGAAUGCCAGCGGCACGUCAACUUUGCCCGCUCUACAACCUCGGAAGAGCACACAGACGAAGAAUGGGAAAAGAAAUUGACCAAAAUUGGAUGGACCUCUCAGCAGAAUAAGCUGUUUGAUAAGAUCAUCAAGCACAUGCAGUCAGAACGAUUGGCCAGGCUGGCUUACGAAGGGAACCCCAACGAGCCAGUGCUGAGACGCAUCCAUCUGGACAAGUGCGCCAAGAAAGUCCGACGGACACUUGCCUCCAUCGGAUGGGUAAGAUUGGCCACAAAGAUCUCCUUUCCCAUCCUUUGUAAUGUCUGUAGUGUGCAAUCAUGUUUUGUUUAUUUGCUGUUCAUUCAGGAUUCCAAGUUAACGCAGUGGUUACACAGUGUUCUAAUCGACAACCUUAGCUCCUCCCUCCUAGCCAUUUAUCUUGAUGUCUUACAGACCUUGAAAUCAAAGGUUCCAGCCCUAAUUGAUAAGAUGAUCAGCUUGUCCACUUCCUCCAAUCGCUGCAGUGCGGCUAGCUCUGAAGCCUUGAUGCUCCUGCUGAAAAGACCUUGGGACCCAGCCGUAGGAGUCCUCAGCCAACACAAGCCGAAAAAGCUUCCCGGUUCCCCGCUGCUGGUGGUCACGCCCAGUGGCCCUUCGUUCCCCAGCAUGCCUACGUCGCGUCGCAUGCGGUUCUGGAACACCCAGCUGGCCAACCUGGGUAAGGUCAUCCCCGUCACCACGCACACGGUCAGCGGAGGCAGUGGGGUCAGUAUAGCGCAGUGUCUGGAGCACAUGGUUGGGGCUGUGCGCACCAAGGUCAUGGAGUUGAAGAGCCACUUCCCAAAUCGACCCAUCGUGCUGAUUGGCUGGUCUGUAGGAGCAUUGGUAGCCUGCCACGUUUCUCUGGUGGAGCAUGUAACAGGAGUAGUGUGUCUUGGUUUCCCUGUAAUGGGAAUCAGUGGUGCAAGAGGGGGAGUCGACGAACCCCUGUUGGAUAGCAAGACUCCAACUCUGUUUGUUGUCGGUCAGGAGUCCAGUGUCUGCACCCAGGACGGCAUUGAGAACCUGAGAGAGCAGAUGCAGGCGGAGACGGGGCUGGUAGUGGUCGGAGGAGCUGACGAAAACCUCAGGAUGUCCAAGAUGAAAAAGAGGAGCGACGGGGUGACACAGAGCAUGGUGGAUAGAUGCAUACAGGAUGAAAUCAGCGAAUUCCUCUGCACUGUCCUGACCUCAUCCAUGAACGACGGCUUUGACCGGCCAGAGUUUGACCUGGAUCACCGCAAGAAGCGAGAGAAAGAGAAGGAGAAGGAGCGUAAGAAGCGUCUCCACCGGGACUUGUCCCUGGAACUGAAGGGGAGGAAAGCCUCUCCGGCAGGCAGGGGUCGACGGAAUAGCCUGCCAACCAUGUCUAGCGAGAGCCUCUUGAAGGCCCAGGCAGAGCAAGGCUCUAAACCCAGCCAGUCAUCAGGGCCCAGCUUCGGGGAGCAGUAUGCCCACUAUCUGGCCAGAAUGGCUGCUAGUAAGCUGGACGCCAAGCUGACUGCAGAUGAUCGCCCAUCCAAAGAUGGCAAGGCUGGGUCCAGUGGGUCCUACAAGCGUCGACGCAGUAAGAGCCCCACCAGCUCCAAGCGCAAGCAGAUCAAGUUAUGCUCCCUUGUUGCCAUGGCAACCAUGGCUGCUGCCUCCUCUUCCUCUUCUGCGACUUCCUCUUCCCAAGACUCCAACACCACCCAGGAGGAGCCUGCGUCAUCCCAGAGUGGCAUCACCACUGCAACGGAGUCAGCUCCCACUGCCCUGCGCGGAGCUACGUCUUCCAAGCCCCCCUCCCUGCCGCAGUCGGCCGCUCCCAUCCCUUCCUCCACUUCUCUGGCCGUCUCGGCUCCUCAGCUCUCUGGCCUCUUGCAGAAGACAUCAGGCAACACAGGUGGCAAGAGUGUUGCAGUCAUCGGUGGGGAAGUGCCACUGACUGUGACAUCUGCAGUGACCGCUGCCAAAUUGUCAGUGGGAUCGGCUUUGUCCUCGAAAGCAGGUAGCGAAGGUGUAGGGACCAACAGCUUGACACUAGCACAGCUUCAACAAUUGGGAAGUUUGCCCUCAAACAUGCCACCAAGCACACUUCUUCAGGGUCUGAAUUUCAACAUUCAGCAAGACAGCUCAAAAUCUCCCACCACAAACCCACCAAACUCCAGUAGUGUGGAUUCCUCAAGCACCCAAACUAACCAGUCGUUGACAACCGCUAAGGGCAAAGCUCCCAAAAUGAGCAUGCCCUCGAAGGGAGAACAGCCCGAAACGAGCAGCGCGACGUCAGCAGAGCAGAGCAUAAUCACCAGCCAGUUUCAAGCAGCUGUGCAACAAGCCGCUGUGGCCAUAGCCGGCAAGAUGAUGGCCACCUCGGGCCAGCCACCCAGCAGCAGUUCGCUGGGUGCCUCUCCUAGUACCAACCAGGUGGCCUCCCUGGCUGGCCUUCUCAACAUCCCCCAGCUGGUGUCGGCCGCUCUGAAGACCGUACCGCCAGCUACCACAGACAGCUCGGGCCAGGCCACCUUGAGAGCACUAGAGAGCCUAGCUGAGAGGAAUCUUGAGUGUGCUGCCAGUGGAAAAGAUCCUGGGGGAUCCACAGGCCAGAUUGUCUCACCAGAUGUAGCUCUGUUGGGACUCUUUGCUGCUCAAGGGGCGACCUUGACAAGCAAGUCUAGAGGGUCUUCACAAAGCUCAGUGAGAUUGAAGACCACGACUGCUGCGGAAUCCCCAGUCACAGCCAAGAACAUGGAAAUUGACAAACAACAUGAGCAAGCCAUCCAGAAGCUUCAGUUCCACGACUUCCCUCUCACCACCGUCUCUUUGACCUCCUCAGCCUCCAUGGGCACAGUCACCAAGGCCAAAAUUUUGAAGGACCUGGAGAAGGGAAAUGUGUCUGGCCUGACCACGCUUGAGAAAACUCUCCUCGGCAAACCCACAUCAGGGGUUGGACCCUCCCACUCCCAGUCAGCAUCAGUCUAUACGAGCUCUUCUGGAUUGUCUGCUCAGAGUCUCAUCUCAACAACAUCAUCUCUGACAGCUCCUUCGAGCAAGGUUCCAUCACAGGCAGCUACUGCUUCUACCAGCGCCAAGACUGAGAUCAAGCUGACAACAGUUAGCCAUACCUCCACUGGAUCAACUACCAGCAGGUCUGCUUUAAGCCUUCAGCCCCCAACCUGUGCUUCCAACAAGGCCAUUUCAGGUCUCGUGACCCUGUCCUCUUCAUCCGCUGCUGCUGUCAGCACCUUCGGUCGAGGAUUUGCCCACUUAUCCAGUUCGUCCAGCCGACUUGCUCUGACAACUAAAGUUGGCACACCUUUGCUGUCCACAAGCUCCAAACUCUCCACCACGUCCAGCACCACUACCCCAGCUAAACCCCUGACUGAGAAGCCCCUAGCUGGUAAAUUUCAACCCACGCAUAUCCAGCUGGGUAAAUUUAGUCUGCAGUCGGGAACUAGAAGUGUUAUCUCUGGAGAGGCAGUACCCAAGUCCCAGUUCACAGGCAGAUCAUCACCCGUAGUGAUCCGAUCAGAUCCAACUGGAGUGACUGUCAAGAAGGCCAUCAACCAGCCCUCAGCUUUCAAGCCAGCCCCAGUGACCAAAGUCAUCUCAGCCACCCAGCCAGGCACAAAGGAGCCACCCUGCCCUGGCUCAUUAGCUGAGGUUACCUUAGUCCUGACAGCAACUACAUGCUCCAAGACAAGCACCACCGAAACAAAGAUGACCAUGGCACCCUCCAUUCAUAGAGGCAUUACCCCCUCAGAUAUCUCUGGAUCAUCCAAGACACCAACAAUGAAUCUUCCCAAGGCAACUGAUGAUGGAGGCAGCAAAGAGGAACACGAGCCGCCGUCUUCAUCAAGCUCCAAGACGAGCUUUGGCGAUGCAGGAGGGAAGAGAAAGUCUCCUCCAACUUCUCCAACUUCCUCUUCUCCUUCAUCAUCACCCAAGACAGUUGGGCCUGGGGGUGAUGCUGACAGCAAGGCCAAGGGGAACCAGGGAACUCUUGCCGCAGCCUACAUGUCAACCCGUACACGAAGGGUCCGCACACCUCGACAAUAUUCCGAUUACACAGAGUAAUGAAAGGUAGUGUCCGCUACGAUCUUAACUCUUUACUUUCCAGAUUCGUCAUCAUUCUCAAAUGGGCAUUUUUGUCGAUUGAUGGUAAGCAGUCAAUACAUACACAGUGAUACCAAGUUAAACAGUGCCCGUGGUACACCACAGGAACAUGAGCUGGAAUGCUGUGUAUUUUGGAGAUCACAGAAGAUCCUUGAUUACAGGCAUGCCACCCUUACAUCCACCUGUGGGUUAGUUACGUUUAUCGAAAGUUCUCAUAACUGCAUGCAGUCCCUUGGCUUAGUGCACCUGACACUCAGUUGUGUCUAUUUGUCGAAAACCUCCUCUACAAACAUCCAUUCUCCUCAAAGUUGUCAUCAUUCAAAAUCGGUCAAAUGACAUUUGAUACAUGUAUGUCUAUGUCAUGUAUGUACUGCAGCAGGAGUAGUGGAAGCAAUAUUUGACUGUCGCUAUUUUAACAGCAGGAGGGUGUUUAUGAAACUAAAACUGUGCUUUUAAGUGAUUGUUAUUUUAUGUUUUCAUAAAGUAUGUUAUCAUUUUUUUCGGUUUGUUAAGAAUUUACGAAUGAGACUUGUUAUGCCUUGGAACUUCCGACAAGCUUUGAAAUGUCCGUCUCUGGUUUGCCAGAUCUUGGCCAAAGAAAGAGGCAGCUUGAUCCAAUUUUGACAACAGCUUGCGCUUCUCAGUUGGGCUCGUUCAUAAUUGAGUUUCGGUCCGGAGAAGACUUGCCUAUCCCCAUGCCACAUCAGAACAACUGGGAAUUUAUGGCGUCCAAAUGCUGGCUCCUAGCAUUCCCGGCUCAUAGUGUCAGCUCUGGCAAAUUAGUAUGGAAUUAAUCCGAUUUUGUUCUGAAAAGUUGUCCAUCUAUCAAACUUUUCUCACUAGAGGUUGCUUCCUUUGUAGAGCCCAAUUUCAGGAAGUUGUCAUAUUUUGGUACAUGGUAGUACCCUUGAAAUAAACUGAUCUGGAGGAUGUGAAUUAUUCAGAGGAAAUUUUGACAGGGUGGAGAAAUUUUCUAAGGAAAUUGGUCGAUGGAGGGUAGCAUGAAUCCAAUAAUGUAUUGGGAUUUCAACUGUCUGGUGGCACAAGGCAGGACUCAGACUGGGGAAAUGUCUGCCCACGUUUGGCUGUCGACUGUUUGUCAUUGUCCAGGAGGUCGAGGACUUUGUGUUCAAGUCUUCGUCCUUGCCCACCCCAGUAUGAAUACGUGCAUGCACAUCGACCCGCGUCAACUGGUUGAAAACUCAGCUGCUUUCUUUCUGUCAGAACUUUCUGCUUUCAACCUGGAACAAAUUCGGAUGAUUCUCACAUGAUAUGAUUGUAUUUGUGCUCAAUCACGAUAAUAUCAGAUCAAUGAUUUUAUUUACUGUUGCUUUGUGUAUGCGCUGUGCUCUGUGUAUUUAUGGUUCAAAAUAGCCACACCCAUGUCCAACCCUAGAGAUUAUUUUCCAGGUCUAGCCGUGUGUACGUGUGCCUUUCUGGAUACAUAUAUUCAGUGGUUGAAUUAUUUGGGAGUUGAUCGACUUUGCAUAGAGUUUACCGAAGACGAUCAACAGCGUGCAAAGCGCAAAGGAUUUUCAAUUAUGCUUGCCAAUUAGUGUAGACCUUUUUCCAGUGAUGUCACGAUCAUGCCGGACCAAUGAUGUGUUGUGAUGGUAAUGUGCACUGUGUUGU